Anopheles marshallii is the source of this 3093-nucleotide messenger RNA. It is a transcript of the gene MED15, whose product is annotated as mediator of RNA polymerase II transcription subunit 15. Gene Ontology annotation, molecular function: transcription coregulator activity. NCBI's taxonomy places the organism in Eukaryota, Metazoa, Arthropoda, Insecta, Diptera, Culicidae. Gene Ontology annotation, biological process: regulation of DNA-templated transcription. The record is from RefSeq and is a predicted model, not a curated record. The transcript is spliced from 3 exons. Bases 7 to 3093 code for a protein of 1028 amino acids.
CACAUCAUGGCCGAGGACAUCUCUUGGAAGACCAGCAAUUUUAGGCAAAGCGUCGUGAACAAAAUUAAUGAAGCCAUCCAGCAGACGGGCAUGACUUCAUCGAAAAAUGGCAUCGAAAUGGAAAAUCAUGUAUUUCACAAAGCUCGCAACAAGGAUGAGUAUCUUGGCUUCGUGGCCCGGUUGAUUCUGCACGUACGAGAGAUGAAUACCAAACACAAGAAUCAGCAAAAUGCAGCAGCUGCAGCGGCACAGCAGGCGCAGCAGGAUGGUAGUGGCAAUUCCAAUCAGCAGGGCGGUGGCGGUGGUGGUGGUGGUAGCGGUAUGCCGGAUCCAAUUAAUGCUCUGCAGAACCUUGCAUCGCAAGGCACCCGGCCGCAGAUGAUGGGACAAAUGGGCGUUGGGCCAGGUGUUCCCAUGGGAGGACAAAUGGGCGGAGCAGGUAAUGCUUCCAAUCUGCUGCACUCCCUAAGACCGCAAAUGCCGAUGGGAGGAAUGGGUGGUCAAAUGCAGGGAAAUCGUGUAGGCAUGGGGCCGGGACCGGGUAAUCAAAUGGGUGGAAUGAUGGGACCAAACCAAAUGCAAGGACCCGGCGCGGGGAUGGUCGGUGGAAUGCCGGGCCAGAUGGGUGUCGGUAUGGGACCGGGUGGGAUGAGCGGAGGCAAAAUCGUGGGCAUGGGUGGACAGCAGCAGCAGAUGGCGCAGCUCAAUGCAAUGCAGGUAAAUCAAAUGCAGCAGCAGGCCCAACAACAACAAAGCGGUAUGCCGCAAUCCCAACAGCAACAGCAGGCAGGGCUCGUUCAAGGGCAAAGUGGUGCAGUGCAGCAGAUGGGCGUCGGACCAGGUGGACCGAAUCAGAUGAAUCCGAUGGUGAUGGGACAGAUUCAGGCUCAGCUGCAAAACCAAAACGCGAUGGGUGGCCAGCAGAUGGGAACGGUCGGCGGCACAAUGAACGCAGGGAACCAGAUGGGUUCGAUGGUGGGAGCGAACGCUGGUAUGAAUCCGCAAGCGAUGGGAAUGGCCCCGAAUCAGGUCCUGCGGCAGCAGCAACAACAGCAACAACAGGGAAUGCAGCAAGUCCAGAUGGGUCUUGGGCCCGGUCAGAUGGGUCAGCUGAAUGCUGGUGUGCAGAGUGGCGUUGGACAUGGAGGUCCUGGCAAUAACAUGGGUCAAGUACAACAGCAAGUUGUCGUACAGCAGCAGCAGCAACAACAGCAUCAACAGUUACAACAACAUUUGCAACAGCAUCCGCAGCAACAUCAGCAGAUUCAACAACAUCAACAACAAAUGCAACAGCAGCAACAACAACAGCAGCAGCAGCAGCAGCAGCAGCAGCAGCAGCAACAACAACACCAACCCCAACUGCAGCAGCAGGCACAGAUGCAACAGCAUCAGCAGCACCAACAGAUGCAACAGCAUCAACAACAUCAGCAACAGCAACAGCUUGCUCAGCAGCAUGCACAGCAUCCACAGCAACAUCCUCAGCAACAGCAGCUCCAACAGCUUCAACAACACGGACAACAUCCACAGAUGCAGCAGCAGCAACAUCAACAGCAACAACAUCAACAACAGCAAGUUCUACUGAAUGCAAUGGGUCAGGGACCUGUUGGAUCAAUCGGUGGACCAGGUGGACCGGGUGUUCCAAUGCAACAACAGGCGAUGCAGCAACAGCAACAACAGCAGCAACAUCAACAACAAGCCAGCGCAAUGGGUCAAACUGGUCAAGCUCAAAUGAAUGCCGGUGUAGCAAUCGGCCCCGGUGGAGGAAGCGUCAUGGGUCCCGGUCCAAACCAAAUGCUCGGUACAGGGGCAGGUGGUGCAGCAGGACAGCAGGGCAACUUUGUGGGCAUGGGUGCGAAUACCAUGGUACGUAAACCACCGGACAUGAUGCCUGGUGGCAACGUGUACCCUGGUGGUGGUGGUGCCGUUCGUAGCGUAACGCCAAAUAACUUUCUGCGCCAAUCCCCUUCCCCAUCUGUCCCGUCUCCAGUAGGGCCUGGAGCGCACGGCCCACCAUCCCACCCGGGACAAAUGAUACCUUCCCCGGCUCUUAUUCCAUCGCCGAAUCCGCACAUGAGCGGCGUUGCGCAACGCUCCAACAUUGGACAGUCACCCGGUGGCUCAAUAAAUACACCCGGUCAACCAGGGGGUGCCGUACCGAGUCCGCUUAAUCCGCAAGACGAACAACUCUACCGGGAGAAGUACCGUGCCCUCACAAAGUACAUUGAACCACUGAAACGAAUGAUAGCCAAGAUGGAAAAUGAUGAUAUUGACAAGAUUGCUAAAAUGAAGCGGCUGCUAGAGAUCCUGAGCAAUCCCAGCGUUCGCAUACCACUGGAAACACUGCACAAAUGUGAAGCGGCACUUACGAGCCAACUUGGUUCGAUCCGUGAAACCCCGACUAAUAACCCGCUAGUCGAGGCCGUUUCCAGUAGCCUGCAAGGUGCCUCGGGAAAUCACACCCUGCAGCGAACUUUCCGUCCCUGCUUGGAGGCACUGUUCGGGCCCGAUAUUAAAAAUUUGCCACCUCCGGCCAAGCAGCUGCGUCUGGCACAGGAUGAUUCCAUUACCGCUAAUGGAGGUACAACGGGCGGUGUCACUAGUGUAGGAGCGACCACUACUACCAGCACAACGACUGCAGUCACGUUGACUGGUAGCGGUAGUGCUGUCGCUACCAACACCGUUACCAGCACAGCACCACAGGAGAUUCCACACAUCCUGCAGGGUGAAAUUGCUAAACUCGACCAAAAGUUCAAGGUAUCACUAGACCAGUGCGCUAUUAGUGGCACACGUACGAUCAAGCUAAUUUGUUGGCUAGACGAUAAAAAUCUACCCUGUGUACCGCCGGUCGCGGUUACCAUACCGGAAGACUAUCCGUUUACUGCACCGAGCUGUUCGCUGAUCGAACAGGAGUAUAAUGCAACACCGUUCUUGAUACUGGUGCAAAAGUCUCUGAUGGCGCGAAUUUGUAAGUUGCCGGGUUUGUUCACACUAUCGCAUCUGCUGGACACGUGGGAAAUGUCAGUCCGGCAAGCUUGCUCACCAAACCCAACAAUUGUGGCACCUACUGGUACCAGCGUGCUGCUGGGCAUGUAA